GGCGUUUUUUUUUCCCCUCUUCUGGUUGUCUCUAAACACAACAAAGACUUCAGCUGGAAGAGAUUUAGCCUCAUUCCUCCAGAAAUGUGUCUUGAAUCUGAACUUUGCGUCUGAAGAGGCGUCAAAGUGUUGAAUCUGAUGUGCGGAGACUUCGGUCAGAAACAAGCAGCGACGUCCUUCUUCCAUUCAGUCUGCUGUCAGUCCAAACCGUCCAACAUGAGACUCACUUUUUUAACCGUUUUUAUCGUUUUAACGGAGGCAGCCAUCACUCCGCCUUCAGACCUGGCAGGACAAGACUUCACCUCCCUCAGGUCGAUGCUGGAUGAUUUCGAUGUGCUUCCUCUCGCCAGCCUGCAGACUCACUCCGUCCGCCGCCGCGACGUCCAAACUCAAACUCAGGUGGAGAAACUGCUCACCUUCAACGCUCUGCAGAGGCACUUCAGACUGUACCUGAGGACCAACGACGAGCUCUUCACUGAGGACUUCAGAGCCAUGAUCGUGGACGAGGACGGCCAAGAGCGAAGCUACCCGGUCAACAGACACAACUACUUCACCGGACACGUCAUCGGGGAGGAAAACUCUCGUGUUCAGGCUCAUAUAGAUGACCACGAGUUCUCAGCGCACAUCCUGACUGAUGAGGCGGAGUACAACAUUGAGCCUCUGUGGAGGUUCACGUCGGCGCCCCCUGAUGGUCGUCUCCUGAUCUACCGCUCAGAGGACAUCAGGAACAUCAGCCGACUGCAGCAGCCUUCAGUCUGCGGCUAUGUGACCUCCGACCCCAACCACCUCCUCCCUGACAGCGUCAGAGCAGCCAUGUUGGCCGACCAGGAGGAAGAAGAGUCUGUGCUCAGAGAGAAACGUCAGGUCCACGACCACAAGAAGAACACCUGUCCUCUGCUGCUGGUGGCAGACCAUCGCUUCUUCAAACACAUGGGCCGAGAAGAGGAGAGCACCACCCUCAACUACCUGAUCGAACUGAUUGAUCGUGUGGACGACAUCUACAGAAACACGUCGUGGGACGAUGAGUUCAGUGGUUAUGGCGUUCAGAUCCAGCAGAUCAUCAUAGAGAAGAGUCCGACUACUGUAGCUCCAGGAAAAAGUCACUUUAACAUGAGAGGAAGUCCAGUGAAGGGAAGAGACGUCUGGGAUGUCAAGAAGCUGCUGGAGCAGUUCAGUGUGGACAUCGCAGAGAAAGCCUCCAACGUCUGCCUGGCUCACCUCUUCACCUAUCAGGACUUUGAUGAAGGCACUCUGGGUCUGGCCUACGUUGCCCCGUCCAAACCCGACAUCCCCGGAGGCCUCUGCUCCAAAGCUUGCCCUUCAUCUACAAACGAACAAGGAUCGAUCUACCUCAACACGGGCCUCACCAGUACCAAGAACUACGGGAAGACCAUCCUGACUAAGGAAGCAGACCUGGUGACGACUCAUGAGCUCGGCCAUAACUUCGGAGCGGAGCAUGAUCCAGACAACAUCCCGUACUGCGCCCCACGAGAGGACCAUGGGGGGAAAUACGUCAUGUACCCCAUCGCCGUGAGCGGCGACCACGUCAACAACAAGCUGUUCUCCAACUGUAGUAAGCGCUCCAUAGUGAAGCGUCUGAGGUCGAAGGCACCGUCUUGCUUCAAAGAGAGAAACAUCAAUGUUUGUGGGAACUCUCGAGUGGAGCAGGGGGAGGAGUGCGAUCCGGGACUACUGCACAUCAACUUAGACGAAUGCUGCACCGCAGAUUGCAGGCUGAAAGCCGGAUCUCAGUGCAGUGACAGGAACAGUGCGUGCUGUAAAAACUGCAAGUUCGAAUCUGAAGGUGAAGUGUGUCAGGAGCCCAUAGACGCCACCUGUAAAGGACACUCCUACUGCACAGGAAACAGCAGCGAGUGUCCACCUCCGGAAAACGCUCCAGAUAAAACGGUGUGUUUGGACAGCGGAGAGUGUUUGAACGGAGAGUGUAUUCCUUUCUGUCAGGCCAUCUUAAAGCUGCAGCCCUGCGCCUGCAACGAAACCAACUCAUCGUGUAAAGUCUGCUGUCGGAGCAGCAGCGGGGUCUGCGCCCCCUACCAGGACAAAACAGGCAACUUCCUGUACCUGCGGAAAGGAAAACCCUGCACCGUGGGCUUCUGUGACGGAGCGGGGAAGUGCAUGAAGCAGGUGCAGGAUGUGGUGGAACGUCUGUGGGACUUCAUCGAUAAACUGGACAUCAACACGUUUGGCAAGUUUCUGGCUGAUAACAUCGUGGGCUCAGUGGUGGCCUUCUCUCUGCUCUUCUGGGUUCCUUUCAGCAUCCUGGUGCACUGUGUGGACAAGAAGCUGGACAAACAAUAUGAACAGACCACCAAGUCUCUCUUCUUCCCCAGUAAUGCCGAGCUCCUGAGCAGCCUGGAGUCGGCGUCUGUUCGGAUCUUCAAACCUCCAACCUUCCCCACCGCCCCCCUGCGCUUCCAGCCCAGCGGCCCCCAGCAGACCAGCACCCCUCCGGUCCCCAGCCCCGAUUCCGUCCCCGUCCCCAUCCCCGGCCACACCCCCCCACCUCUGGACAGCCCCCGCAUGGCCACCAUCCACGAGGACGCCAGCUUCGACUCCCACCUGGACCAGGAGGCCCUGGAGGAGGCGUUCGGGCGGCCGGUGGGGGCGGCUCGGCGCUCCUUCGAAGACCUGACGGAGAAAAGCGUGGCGAGUCGCAGCAAGAAGGCGAAGCAGUUCAGGCUGCAGAGACAACAUCAGAUCGACAGCAAAGAGACGCAGUGCUGAGAGACGCUGUUCCGAACGCCGCUGCACCCGUUUCCUUUACUUCUGGUCCCACUCUAACAGCUGCUGCCAAAGCUGUUUCUGUUAUAACCAAGAUCUUCAUGAGUUAAAAUCAGGUUUAGUUCAGGUCAGUAAAAACGUGCUGGGGUCAGAACACACCCCUCCUCAACAUGAAACCACUUCAGGAUCCGUCCUCUUAACGUCUUGAGACAAUUCAGAUGAAACCAUUUGGUCUCGAGUCAGUUGCACCUCGGUACCGACACGUGUCUGUAGCAGCGACAAUCAGUAGACUUUCGUCCAAAUAAGGUCAGACUUCGGCUUCUCUCAGAUUUAGAAAUGAUCUACAAAUGUUAGUGUUAACUCCUGAACAUCCAACACUCAAUUUAGUUUCUGAACUUUCAAAGUCAUCGCUAUUGUCAGCUUCUAGAAAGCUGCAGAAACACCACUCAGGCUGCGUUCCAAAUCACAUACUUUGUGUUUCUCUGCUCAGUACGUGCUAAAGCUGCCCGUACAAAGUAUUUCCUGCUGCAUACAGCGUGCACACAUAUCACAACAUGUUGCUUUGACAUAAUAUUGCGCCUUGAUCGUACAUCUGUUGCAGUCUAAAGAGCAAAAUGAGUUGGCGGCUGAAGCUAGUUUACAUUCACACAAGUCACUGUGACGUAAGUGAUGUAACUGUGCAGACGGUCAGAAUGGACUGAAAAGUACUGGAAAAUCUGGACAUCCUGGUGUUUUAGGCAAACCUAAUUAGACGUAAUGUGUAUUGGAACAGACUAAACCUUAUUCAGGCAUCCUAUACAGUUAGAUAUUGUGGAUAUUGGCCCUUCAUGUGUGAAAGUGUUUACAGUUUGUGAGUUUUCUCAGCAGCAUGAAGAGCAGAUUUCCCAGAAGCCAAUUCUCAGGCUCUUCUUUCACCACUUCAUGCAGCAGAUCUGAGCUGCAGCUCAAAUGUCAUCCAACUUUAAGACAGAACUCUGUCGUCUGUGUUCUAUUUGAAGCUUCAGAUGUUUUCUUUCCAGUCAUUCACAAAUGUUAAAAGGUGCAGCAGCAAUUUAUUAACAGAACAUCUGACGCUUCACCUUCUCCAGAGUUUUGCUUUUUAUUUGGGAUUCAGCAAUUGUGAAGCAUGAGCAGUAAAAUCUUUUUCACCCUCGACACUCUUAAGAGUCAAAGUGUUGCAAACGUCAGGUGUCUCAGUGGGACUCAAACCCCAACAGUGUUAGUGCCUUGCUCAACCUGCUGAGGCGCAUACUUUCUAUAUGUAUUGCACAAAACAUUCUAUAUCCCUGUGAAUCCCGUUGCUCUGCUUUCUGUUUAAUGUCUUUUGCAGGAGAAUAUUUCUACCAAUUUCAGUACCAUUAGCUCUGCAAUGAUAAAGGAAUUCAUUAUUUAACCAGCAACUAUUUUAAAUAUGUACAGUUUUUAAGCAAAAAUGUCCUAAAGUUAAGUUUUUUGACGAUUUGAAAAGUGAGAAUUUGGGGUUUUUUGGUCCUAAACUGAGUAUUUUGGGACUCCUAAUGUUUUAUAGUAGAUUUUUUUUUAAUGUUUUCUAAACCAUUUACAGCCAUAUUUUAUAAAUAAUUUAUAAAACAAAAAGUUUUACACUUUGUGUAACAUCAUCCAAAGGCAUGAGUCUGAAAGAUUUUGCCAAAAAGGUGAUACAGCACCAUAAUGUUGACUUACUUUGUAUACGUGAAUAGUUUUUAUCUGCAGAAAAAUGAGACUCUAAAUGAGAAAAUACAUUUAUUUCCAACUAUAAAGUCUGACUGGACACAAAGCUUUAAAAAGUUUCAGUCUAAAAACUGACAUAUUUACCGCUGUGUAUCUAUGAUUAGUUAUGAUAAAAAUCCGUUUGUGUUGUAUCAAAUGUCAUUUUUUAUGUUUUCUUGCUUGAACCAAGAGACAGGCUGCUGUUAAAGUCUUUAUUUUUAAAUAUGACAAUCAGUCAAUGUGCCUUCUCUUCUUCUGUGGUAUUCAAAUGCACUGCAGUCAGUAUUUUAACAUUGUGUGUUCUAUGCAGGUGAUGCUUUUGUGUUUAACGUUUUUACCUUCAGGCUCACUGUGAUGUCUGUUUUAUGGAUGAGAAAUAAAGUUAUCGUUGAAUAAA
Amphiprion ocellaris (clown anemonefish) is the source of this 4849-nucleotide messenger RNA. RefSeq names its product ADAM metallopeptidase domain 17b (gene adam17b). The record is from RefSeq and is a predicted model, not a curated record. Gene Ontology annotation, biological process: Notch signaling pathway; membrane protein ectodomain proteolysis. The transcript is spliced from 18 exons. Gene Ontology annotation, molecular function: metalloendopeptidase activity. Gene Ontology annotation, cellular component: plasma membrane. NCBI's taxonomy places the organism in Eukaryota, Metazoa, Chordata, Actinopteri, Pomacentridae. Bases 139 to 2745 code for a protein of 868 amino acids.